Molecule: messenger RNA, 2788 nt
Organism: Cloeon dipterum
Lineage: Eukaryota; Metazoa; Arthropoda; Insecta; Ephemeroptera; Baetidae
Product: synaptotagmin-10-like
Exons: 9
Coding region: 657-2435 (592 amino acids)
Source: RefSeq, a predicted model, not a curated record
CGGCCGGCCGCUGCGACAGUUUGAAGAAAACGACCGGACGUGGCUCGGAUCGCGCACCUUUCGACGCACCGAAAACGGAGACACGGAGAUUUUCGCGGGACGCCGACUCUUGAGGAGUAACUCAUCUUGGAAUAAUUAUAGAUGAGCGCCCUAAAGAAAAAACAAAUUCUUGAGUACAUUUUCAGAGGAAAUAAAAAUUUACUCGGCUUGAGGUCAAACAAAAAGCUGCGCCUUGCUGGAGGCCCUCUAUGAUGGAAAUGCUGAAAUCUGUUUUUGGUUUUGAGCAACCGACUGUGGAGUGAAUGAGAAAAUAAAUCCUUUUUUAUUCUAAACGCAAUCGAUCUGCUGUAUUAUUAGAAUCACACCUUGGCGGUUCCAUUCAAUCUCACGAAAGCUGAUGUGAUCCCAAAAUACACGAAAUCGAUUUGAAAGUCACAUUUAUUCAAAUAUACUGGUCUGCUCGUAUAAUUCCGAGCGCUUGAUAAGAACUUCCUGCCUGCGCGUUUAAAAACCACGACUCUGCCCUCCACUUGUUUCCACAUGUGUAUCAUAAUAUCAGACAACCAAGUUUUUUCCUCCACAUUUGGAUAUCGCACACGCAGUCGUCAACAGGCAGACGUGCAGGUCAUUGCAAAAAAGAAUCCAACCGGUGCGCCAUGGGCUCCCUGCUGUGCUGCUUCAAGUGGCUCAAGUUCAAGAAGGUGCGUCAGCGGUCAGGCGGGGUUAGACAUGACCCGAGUAAGUUCGGCCACUACAGAGCAGGCGCCCCGUCGCCGGAGUACAAAAGGAGAAAAGUUUCAAGAAUGGCAGGCACAAUUUCGAUGGAAGAUGUGCGGGAUGAGGGUACAACCCGGAGCCCCACGGAUUCGGACAGGUCUCGAGCCGGCUCGCCAGCACCUGCUCUUGUUAGCACUCGCCUGACUGUGCCGAUGCACGGCAUGGGCAAAAAGAGGAACGUUUCGGCGGCGCUCGCGGUUUCCUCCCCCGAUUUGCUGAAAGCCCAGGAGAAUGAAAGGGCCGCGCUGCAACCGAGUAAAUUAGUGGCCGGCGACAAGCAGUGGCUUUCUUCGCUGAAUAUCAUGUCUUCGUCAAACAGCAGAAACCAGAGUACCACAACCAGCAGAUCGAAUUCCCCGGUUUCGAGAAACAAGGUUGACAGUGAUGAAAAACCAUUUGAAAAGAAGGAAGCAGUUGCAGUGCUACCAGAACCUGUAGCGAUCACUGUUUCUGUGACCGGUUCUAAUUAUGAUCUGCCAGAGGCCGACCAAGACUCAGGGAAGGCGCAUAAGAAAAGCUUUCUGGCGCUUCCAUUCACACAACUGAAGAAAAAACUAUCGAGUUCGACUUCUGAUUUGAGCAAAAAGCUUUCAAGCUCGAGCUAUGAUUUGAGCAAAAAAUCGCCGAGUCAUGCAAGUCAGUCCAGCUUCUAUCUGGAGGAUGUUACUGCGUCCUAUGAAGCCAACACCGCCUCCGUUGUAGAUAAUAUUAGCGUAGCAAUGGAACACGGGCUGGAUUUGCAGAUGUACAUGAACGAACAGUCUGCUAUUGAGUCUCAAAAUCAAGAAGAAAAAGGCAUUGCAGUCCACGAUGAAUACUCCUAUGGUUCCGUCAUUUUCACUGCCGGAUACCAAAAUGGACAAUUCAAAGUGUCGAUAAAGAAAAUGCAAAAUCUGCCGUACAAAGGAAAGAAUCCAAUCCAAUAUUCAGUCUUGAUAAAACUCCAGCUGAUGCCUGAAAACAAAAAGUACCCCGCUCGCUACUGCGGCCAAAGUGGGGACAAGAAGUCGCCCAACCCCAUCAUGGACGAGGAUUUUCAGUGGAACUCGGUGGUCAUUCAGGAAGACAGCUAUCUGUGCAUUUCGGUGUUUGAAAAAGGCAGGCAGGAGAAGUACGACGCCAUCGGCCACAUUCUUCACCCGCUGAAACUGUCCGAGCUGAGAAAAUUCAAACAAGUUUCAGCCAACCUGCACAAAACAUCAGCGCCCUCUUGGAACAAAGGCGCGUUGCACUUGACGUUCAGCCUAGCUUCCAAUUGCUUCGAGAUUCUAGUUUACUGCAUCAAAGACCUUCAAGUAAAUGAUGUCAAAUUCCCAGGUACACCAAACUUUUAUAUAAGGGCGACCUUGUACGUGAAAGGCAAAAAGGAAAGGAGCGAAAAGAUGAAUGUGACUGGCCCUCAAGAAGGUCAGAAUGGCGGCGAUUAUUUCAUCAACGAAAUUAUCAAAUUGCCUAUUGGCUCAAACAUGAAUUUGGCGGACAGUUUGAUUGUCUUAAGUUUGGUUCGAAAAAUUGGCAAGCUUUCUAACGAUUUCACUGUCGGCAGGAUUAUUUUCGGGCCCUACUUCUUUUUGAAAGGUGAACAAACAGAUUGGGGGAGAGUGAUAUUAGCCAAGCAAACCGUUACUGCGUGGUAUAAAUUGCAAAUGAUCAAUUAGAGAAUUAAUUAAGAUAAAACAUUUAUUAAUUUCUCGGUAUUUAACAUUAUAAAAUUUAGUAGCAUUGAAAAUGUCAAUGCAAAUAUUUUCACCCUUUAUCCAUUUUGAGUCACAUUUCAAUAGCUUUUGUGUGACAACAGUCAUUUACACCGCAGCACAGGAAUAUAAAUAUAACAUGUUAUUACAAAGAAGUAAAAUAACUAUGAAUUGUCAGUAAACUAAACUUAGUUUGGAACACAUUUCCUUAGAUCACGACAUUAAAUAAAUGACACUUAACACAUAUAAUUAUGUUUUCAUACAACAAAAUGACUAUUUCACUUUGAUAAAUAAAUUAACAUUGAGAUCAAAGUAAA